Messenger RNA from Physella acuta, 2773 nucleotides. Its product is annotated as long-chain fatty acid transport protein 2. NCBI's taxonomy places the organism in Eukaryota, Metazoa, Mollusca, Gastropoda, Physidae. Gene Ontology annotation, biological process: long-chain fatty acid metabolic process; long-chain fatty acid import into cell. Gene Ontology annotation, molecular function: long-chain fatty acid transmembrane transporter activity; long-chain fatty acid-CoA ligase activity. Gene Ontology annotation, cellular component: endoplasmic reticulum membrane; plasma membrane. The record is from RefSeq and is a predicted model, not a curated record.
GUACAUCACAGGCUAGUUAGUUAGACUAGGAGUUUUCUGAACAAAGUGAGUGUUGAAUAUUGAUUCAUGGUUUUAUUUAAUUAUGCACGGAUUGCAUAUUGAAUGGUUCUGAAAGGAAACUUGAAAAUGGUUCAUCUCUAGCUUCAUUGUUUUUUUUCUGAUGCUUACUAAAACUUACAAUAACUAUACACAUCUUGGCAUAAUAUCUCCUCAAGAAAAUGAAAUUUUACGAAAAAGUUCUUAUAGGAUCGGUUGGAACCGCCAGCGCUGGUGUAGUUGCAUGGAAGACAAUGUUCCCAUGGAUUGGCCAUGACCUUAAACUGUUAAAAGCUGGCGGUAAAGUAAUGAAACAAAGAGAAUCAGCUAUGUCAUCACUUCUAAUUGAUAAGUUUGAGAAGCUUGUAGUGGACACACCAAAAAAGCCUUUUAUUAUCUAUGAGGAUAACAUCUACACCUAUGAAUUUGUUGACCAAAUGGCUUGUAAAAUUGCCAACAUAGCUAAGUCAUGGGGACUAAAACCACGUGAUUGUGUAGCUAUUAUGAUUCAGAAUGAACCAUCUUUCAUUUGGACUUUUUUGGGAUUGCAAAAGCUGGGAAUUACUGUGGCUAAAAUCAACUUCAACCUCAGAAUGCACCCACUUAUUCACAGCAUUUUAGCAGCAGAUCCAAAAUAUCUAAUUGUUGGCCCAGGAGAUGGCAUGCUAGAGGCAGUGAUAGAUGUAGUAGACAGCCUGGGCGAAUUGCAAGUGUAUGUACAAGGUCUGGACACAUUACCCGCCCCUCAUGGCCUCCACUCCCUGGAUCCACUGUUAGCCAAAACACUACCUUUGCCUAUCAGUCCACUGGUCAGACAAAGCAUUACACUAGAGGACAUCUGCUGCUAUAUCUACACAUCUGGCACUACAGGGAACCCAAAGCCAGCAAUAAUCAACCAUGGUAAAUCAAUAGGCAUUGGAUGUUGCUUAUUGUUUGUAGACCUCUCUGCUGAUGAUAAUUUAUAUGUAGUACUUCCACUCUACCACAGUUCAGGAGGAGGCAUAGCAUUAUAUGGAGCUAUUUUGACAGGAGCCACCAUAAUAUUGAGAAGAAAAUUUUCUGCCAGUAAUUUUUGGUCAGAUGUUUGUCGGUACAAUGUCACAGUGUUCCAGUACAUUGGAGAGUUGUUCAGAUAUUUGUUAUCUCAACCACCAAGUGACUUUGAAUCAUCCCAUAAAAUAAGGGCUGUGUUUGGUAAUGGACUUAGAAAAGACAUUUGGCUUGAUGUUCAGAAACGUUUUAAACUGCCAUUGAUCGCGGAGUUUUUUGGUGCAACAGAAGGAGUUACAAUGUUAAUUAACAUGUCCAAUGUAACAGGAGCUAUAGGCAGACUCUCACCUUUUCUGAACAAGCUAGAUCCAGCUCCCAAGGAGUUAGUGAAGUUUGAUUUUACAACAGCUAUGCCAAUACGAGAUAAAAAUGGACGCUGUAUAAAAGUUGGCAUUGGGGAACCUGGUCUGUUUAUAGCCAAAGUUCCAGAAGAAAUUAUGAAAGAAGGAUCGCUAAAUGUGUACCGCAGUUCUAACGAAGCUAAUGAAAAAAAGCUAGUUAGAGAUGCCUUCACCAAAGGGGAUUUGUGGUUCAACUAUGGGGACGUUUUCACACUAGACAAAAAUUACUUUUUAUAUUUCCAUGAUAGAAUUGGUGAUACAUUCAGGUGGAAAGGUGAGAAUGUGUCAACCACAGAGCUGGCCAAUAUGAUAACAUCUGUUUCCUUUGUAAAUGAUGCUAACGUGUAUGGUGUAACUAUUCCAGGCCAUGAUGGGAGAGCGGGUAUGGUAGCUAUUACAUUAAAGGAGGGCUUGAAGCUAGGUGAGGGAGAGCUGAAAGAACUGUACGACCAUGUUUGUCAGGAGCUUCCAACAUAUGCCAGACCAUUGUUCCUACGGGUUUUGGAUGCAGCUGUCUUGACCAACACAUUCAAGCAGAGGAAGGUGGAACUGGUCAGUGAAGGUUUUGACUUGAAUCAAGUCAAAGACCCUCUCUACUAUCUGGACAAUGAGAAACAUACAUACAGUCCAUUAACAACUGCUGAUUUGUCCAAAUUUCUCUCCUCCAAGUUGUAAGAAUUAUAGCUCUUUUAAUAUGGGUUUAUUAUUUUGACACUCAUUACACAGGAUUUUUUUUUUCAACUGCUUCUUUGACAAAUAUAUAAUGCUAAUGAAAAAGAAUUGGAGUUUAUUAUAUUUACACUUUGUACCCGUGACUGUGAAAAGUGAAUGCGCAAAUGACAUAAAAUUUUAGUGCCAUUUGAAACGGUGAGCAUCAGAAUACUGUCCCAGGAAUCAGUGCAAUAAAAAUAAGUAAUAGAACAUAGAAAUGAUAGAUGACAUUGUGAUUUUUUUUUUUAAAUGUCCAAAAACAUUUAACAAAUAUUCCAAGAAACAAAGUCUCCAAAGCAGCACAUAUUGUUUUAAUAUUUAGCAAAUAUUUAUUAAACUACUAUUGACAGACUAGUGUGGAGAUAGUUAAAAAAAAGACUGGACGUGACUUUUGAUUACUGUAGCCAGUGUUCCACCAGGUUGUGGUUUGUUUACUCCCUGCCCUUUGUUUUACUUGCUUGUAAUUUUAUUAUCUGUCUGGGAAAAAUGUCCCGUAUAAGUUUAAUGAAAUAAAAAAAUAUUGGAACUUGUAAUUGAAAAUUUGGGCUUUAAAAAUGUUGAUUGUUCCAAUGAAACAAUUCUCAGAUGUCAAAGUAAUGUUAACAUUUAUUAUAUGCAUUAAAAAAUAAAUAAUU